GCCGCGGUAAGAAAACGGACCAGAGCCCGUAGCCGGCCAUGCACGCCGCACCUCCUCGAAGAGCGCUGGCCGGCGCGGGCCGGCAUGCCUUUCCGUUCCGGCCGUACGUGUCCGUCCUCGCCAACGAAGAAGCUUGCUUGGUCGUCACACGGACGGACGUGCUAUACGGUGGAUUUGCGCCAUGGGGUCGGAUCUGGCAUUGCGGGUUGUGUCCGCGUCGAGGCGCGCGGCAUAUGGGAUCGGAUCCAGAAAUACAGUGCAACUACGCUAGCGGCCACCAUGAUGUCGCAGGAGCCACAAUCAAGGAAGCCAUGCAUGCCACUCAGGUAUGUCUUCUACCAUAUAGUCAUGACCAUCGAACGGGUCUCCCCCUCUUCUUUUGGAAGCAGCGUGAGCAUCUAGCGGCUUCGUCUAGCGACAGCGAGAGCCAUGGUAGAAGAGGAGGGGAAAGUGGCAGCUGGGGUUAUAGUUGUCUGCACGGGCAGCUACAAGGGAACUUUCUUGACUAAGUAUGUUGUUAAUUAGUUGUUAGUUUGUUACUAAAUGUGCAUAGUGUUCCUUGAAUCAUCUCCAUCGAUCA
Sorghum bicolor (sorghum) is the source of this 580-nucleotide messenger RNA. RefSeq lists its product as uncharacterized. The record is from RefSeq and is a predicted model, not a curated record. Bases 39 to 509 code for a protein of 156 amino acids. NCBI's taxonomy places the organism in Eukaryota, Viridiplantae, Streptophyta, Magnoliopsida, Poales, Poaceae. The transcript has 2 exons.